AACAUCAAACUGAAAAAGAUCAUAAUAUACUUGGCAAAAUGUCAAAUAAUCUUAGGGCUCCAGACCAGACACCUGGGGGAAUCUACCGUCCCAUAACCUGUGAAAUGCUCGACAUUGAUAUGUUCGCGGUGAACCUGCAGACCAACGACCCACGAACACUAUCGACACUGAUACAAUUCGCCGGCAAUACCGUCAUGCUGUCAACCUCCAGAGGCAGAAACUGGCACCAGGAGGCAUGGGAUUAUAUGACCCUAACCCAUAACCCUGUCAUAACCCUAACCAUCAACUCCCAACAAGUCAAGGAAGAAAUGUGCAAUUACUUCUGCACGAAAGGCCAUGUUGUCCUCCCUUCCGCUGCAGGUGCACGUCAUAUGGUUAUUGGGCACCCUAAACCCAUCCCAACAGUGACUUUCGUAGAAGCGUUGGUAAACUCCGCCGUUCCAUACAUCUGUGUGACUAACUUUGGAAUGAAGCAAGCCAUUGCCAGCUUCCCAGAUCUCCCAAGGGACCUCGUGCAAUGUGACGCUGCUGAUGAAGGCUACCCUGAAUAG
Messenger RNA from Paramuricea clavata, 551 nucleotides. NCBI's taxonomy places the organism in Eukaryota, Metazoa, Cnidaria, Anthozoa, Malacalcyonacea, Plexauridae. The record is from the annotation of a GenBank genome assembly.